AUGGCCUACGAAGCGCUAUGGCACGAGUACAUGCAGAUGCCCGUGGUGACGCGAGCUUACACCACAGCCUGUGUCAUCACGACCCUCGCCGUGCAACUAGACUUGGUCUCCCCGUUUCAACUAUAUUUCAAUCCCAUCCUCAUUAUCGAACAGUAUCAGGUAUGGCGAUUAAUAACAACAUUUCUGUUCUUUGGAAAUGUUGGAUUCAACCUAUUAUUCAACAUGAUCUUUACAUAUCGGUAUUGUCGCAUGCUGGAAGAGGGCUCUUUUCGCAGAAGAACAGCUGAUUUCGUGAUGAUGUUUAUUUUCGGCGGAAUAUGCAUGAUUACCUUUGCAUUUUUCGUCAAUCUGCUGUUCCUGGGACAUGCAUUCACGAUAAUGUUAGUGUACGUGUGGUCACGGCGAAAUCCUUUUGUUAGAAUGAACUUCUUCGGACUUUUAAACUUCCAAGCUCCGUACCUACCGUGGGUGCUGCUAGGAUUUUCCGUAUUGCUUGGCAACACAAUAUGGGUCGAUCUUGUCGGAAUGGCAGUAGGGCAUACUUACUAUUUUGCGGAGGAUGUAUUUCCGCGGUUAAGAGGAGGUUUCCGAAUUUUGAAAACUCCACAAAUACUUAAGACUUUAUUCGACGCACAUCCCGAGGAUCCGGAUUAUAUGCCACCACCGGAAGACAGACCGGGCGGUUUCAAUUGGGGACAGGAAGCCAAUGUACAGUGAUCGAAAGAUUCAGCUAUUCUCUUCCUGAUGCUGUUUCUCAUACGGAUUCACUCGUCUAGAAUGUUGCGGAAGUGCGUCUGUUUCUAUCCUUAUUUCUUCGUUUUCUGAAAUUACUGAUAACUUAGCGAUUGGAUUUGUACGUAAAGAUACACUACGAAACGUAUGUAAACAACAAUAUACAGGGUGUACACAAGAGAUUGGACGAUUUUUUUUUCAAUUGUCGGAUUUUCGACAAAUUUGAAGUCGAUACUCUCUUAAUAAAAAUUCAUGAUACCCAAUUCGAGACUUCAUUAAACAAUUGUAAAUAGUGAUAAUCUAUAAUUAAAUUUGUAGUCGAGGAGAUGUAGACAAGGUUCCGAGUCCUUUAGAGAAUUUAUGGACAAAACACGACUUUUCUUGUGUACUCUGUAUAUAGAGGAUAGCGCUAAAGAUAUACGUCUAUCCUUAAGGAGUUAUUAUCAAUUUUCUUAGAUUUCAUAUGCACAGUCGCGUACGCGUUUUCCGCUAUUUGCCACAAAGUUUAUGUUUUUUCAGUCAAUCGGAGAAUUUAAAGUUAAUGAAUUUAAAGUGCGUACGAUUAAAAAUUAGCAAGUUAAAUUGUUGUCAGAUGCUAUGUACAGGCUGGUUAUAUACGACGCUGAAAAACCGUUAUGUAUAAUUUAUUUCAACCUACUGUAGUGACUUUAGCAUUAAUAAGUAUUAAAAUUUCUGCAAAUUUAUAUCUGAAAUCAGUAUUUUGUAAUUCAAUAUGAAAAUGGUGUUUCUAUGCACACGAGUGAAAUUAAAUUGGCGAUUCACAGGGAUCCGAACCUGUUGCGAAUGCGAAUUUACUUCCGCAAGGGGGUGGUGUAAUGUUCCGCUUGCGGAACUAAUUGAAUUUAUCGUGUGAAUUUAAAGUGAUAUCAUUUUUGUAAGAGCGAUAUUUGCGGCCGGUGGAAACUUUGUGAUAUGCUCACCACGCUCGUAGUUCUUACACGUAUCGAUGAGAGAGAGAGAGAGAGGAAGAAAGAAAAUGUCAUUAUGCAAGGGAGACUAUUUUAAAGUAUACUAAAGCAUUUAUUUAUAUUUAUUACCGUAGCGAAGUGUAAUCUAGGCAACAUCUACAAAGUACAAAUCGUUAAAUAUAAAUUAAAGAAAUAAUAUAUAUACAUAUAUACGUACAUAUAUAUGUAUACACAUUUCCUACACUUUGUUCAUACGUGUAUGUUAUGUACCACGUGAAUAUAACUGAGGCGUUUUGCGUGUGCAUUGAUUCUAGGUAACGGUCAUCGUUUCUUCUUUUCUAGAAGCGAUGGAAAAGUAACGUUUCUCUUUUUACGUUUUUUUUACGUAUAUCAAUUUGCCAACUUAGGUCUUAUUGUAGCAAAUAUUGAAUCUUAUUUUUUUGGAACACGUCGAUUAUAAAACUACACAGAUUUCUAAAGCUUUCCAAUUUUUUAAGUCCGCUACUUUUGUAUUUUUAAAUGCCCGUUCUUUUUACUGGGGAAAAAAAAUGGACACAUUACUUUGCCACGCGCAGUUCAUACCUGACUUGGAUGUAACUUUUUCUGUGAUUGUGUGUGAGUGUUACGCGCAACGACUCGUAAGCUAAACAUACAUGAAUUUUUAAGAUACCGGUUUAACUACUGGAUAUUAAUAGAUUUUAUUUUGCGGUACACUGGUUUUCGAUGUAGAAAGAGGAGAUUAAAAAUAAUUUCGGACGAAUAAUCAUCGUUAUCUCUUGAUCGCGAUUUCUACGAGAUUCUCUUUGUCUUAAAUUUGAAGUUGUAAAAUUCUUAGAUGUAUAUAUAUUUAUCUUCCUUUUGUAAUUUCAGCUUUCAGGAUCCUAGGAUGUCUAGUUUUUCUAUGAUUUAUUUUUGGAUUCUUAGCCUCACAUAUUUAUGUACAUCUUGGUGUGGUGACAAAUAAUAUUUUGCAAAUAAUUAUUCAUCAUUAAGUGAUAUCAAUGUAAAUGAAACUUUUGGUUUUACGAAUCGUUAAUCUUGGGAUUCCUAGUUUUAAUAUUAUCAAGUCAUUUUGACAGUCGGUGUAAUUAAUGACAAUUACAUCCUCGAUCAUUCAUUGUUAAGAUGCGUUCGUAUUAACUCCUUUCAGUAUCUUAUUGAAUAUGGCAGGAACACAGAGAUAUUAGUUUGCAUUUGUUUGGGUUUUAAAUAUAUUUUGCUUUUGGAUGUAAGACUAUGGACCUAAAGAAAGUAGAAGUAACGAAUUCACCGAAAGUGGACAUGUUGUCAUAUGUUGUAGCAUGUAGGAUGCUGAAAGGGUGAAUCAAUAAGAGCGCGUUUGCAAUCGCCAAAGAGUACGUUAAUAAUUAUCGAAAAACUGUAAAGAAACGAAUAAUAAUAAUAAUAAUGAGUAGAAGAUAAGAAGUGAUUUUACAAAACCAUUUAUUUCGAUUUUAAAUAAUAAAUGAUUUGCGUAAUAGGAUUAAUAUAAUGAUGUAUAACUAACUACAUAUACGCAAUGACAUGGACUAUAAUACAAUGAUCGGGGCUCUAUUG
Molecule: messenger RNA, 3218 nt
Organism: Ooceraea biroi (clonal raider ant)
Lineage: Eukaryota; Metazoa; Arthropoda; Insecta; Hymenoptera; Formicidae
Gene: Der-2
Product: Derlin 2
Source: RefSeq, a predicted model, not a curated record